AUGUGGUCGCCACUCCCUGUGUACUCGGUCCCUAAGGGGAAGCGGCGGAAUCUUCCCAAGGGCACGCCCUCAAAACCACCCGUUUCAGGUGUUCCGGCAACGGCUUCCUCUAGCGGUUCGGCACCAAACAAAUUAUUCCAGAGCUUUAGUGAGUUGCUGGACCCGGCAAUGGAUGGACCGCCGUCGCCAGAACGUAUCAGAGCCCUCACUUCACAGAUGCGGAGGACUUCCUUGGCAGAGACACAUCAGAGUCACCAGACAAACUCAUCAGGCUCGUCAAUGAUGUCGACAACAUCGGAUAGGCCGUCAUGGGAGCAUGGUCCAGAGAACCUGACGGUUUCAAGGAGGUCGUCACAGCGCUCUAUUUCAGGCGGCAUGCCUCCGCGAGAGCGGCCAGAAAGUGUUCAGAUAUUUGGAAAGACUCUCUUCAACCGUAAAGGUAAACUGCGCAGAGAAAGCAGUGACCAAGGCUCGUCAAAUAGCUCCUUGCAUUCGGCUGAGGUGUCUACAGACCCCAGCUCGUCGACUUCCAAGGAUCAGAACUUCUUAAAUGCUGUCGCUGGCUUCACCAGACGGAGGACAAAUACCCUCGAUGACGGCCCACAGCAGAGAAAGCUGCAGAUUUCUGGUCCUUAUAAUUUCCAGCAUCUUGCGCACACUGAAAAAGACAAUGUUGCAGGGAAAAGUCGAGUCAAUCAUGCGGAGCCAGCACCGGUCUUCUCAGAGAUACGAUACGGCCGAAGACCAACUGAUCCCUCACUAAGGGGAAUCCAGGCGGAUGACAUGCUUGCUAAUGUCCAUCCUGGGCAUUAUACUCUACAACAAGAUCCGUGUGCAGGUUUCCACGCCUCACAUGAUGUUGAGCCUACAGCACGCCCCGACAUCGAGCGGAUGAGACCACAGCGAGCUUCUCCUCCGCCUGUACCGAUGCGCUCGAUGAAGCGAACCCAGUCCGAGGACCAGAUCCGCGUUGCUCCGCCACGCCCACCGAGAUCUCCAACACAGCAAGGGUUUGCCCCCUCGAUUGACCCUCCACCGCGAAAGUCCAGUCGAGGAUCGGUGCAACACGGUGGCUUCAAUGGAUUGGGUACUAUCAACGUGGACCAGCCAAUUACUGGGUUCGGACUUCGGCAGCCAAAACCUAUAGUGUGGCCAGCCUUGCCAGAGACAUCUGCGCCAUUUAUUGAUGGUGCAGCUGCUCAGCAAAGCUUGCCUGGGCCAAGUAGGAGGUUUUCCCAUGCCAUCACCACGCCGGAUGAUGCUGCGUGGCCCCUCGCGGUAGAACCGACUGCAACGGCUCUGCCAGAUGUACCUGAGGAGGAAGAAAACCAGGGUAUCUCUCGGUCGCGUAUCAGUGUCGCCAGCAACUCCUCCUCGCUGCGGGGAAGCAUGUCCGUUCCGUUGCUUCGCCAGAUAACGCACUCACAGGCGGCACCAACUGUGCGACCACCAAGCAAUGCAUCUGAUACAUUGGGCAGGUUUGACUUGUUCGCUGCACAACGGGCCCUGCGCGCCAGCGCAGAGGACAGUGAAUGCGAGGAGCUUCCCAACGAAACAUGGGAAGACGACAUUGAUUAUUGCUACGAACACGAGGCCGAAGCCGAUUGUGACUACGCCUGGGAGCGACCCUCGUGUGACUUUGAACGAGAGGAUAUUCGGGACAGCCACACUCUUGGCCAUGCUGCUUUGAGGUACCCAAGUCACGGCUCUGGCUCGACAGAUCUGCUGUCUCCUCCCGGACAAGACGACGUCCCUGCGCUCAGCCCCGUGAGCCAGAUCUCAGACGGGACUCAGCAGGAAGCCAAGACACCAACGGUGUCCGUACUCCCCGUUACAUCGAACUUUUCCCUCCCCAGAAGAGACAGCUCUGCUUUGCUCACUCGUGGCCACGCCAGCAAAAUAUCUGGCGCUGAGAACUUGAAGGAAUACCAGGAGUUCAAUCUCUCACCAUCCCUUUUGAUUCCGAACGACUAUCAUCAACAGAUGCUUCUCUACGAAAGAGAGGCGUUACGCGAGGAGGACGAGGAUCUUUACGUGGCACCACUGUCGCCAUCUGGAACACACUUUGCCAAAUCAGCAAUGUCUCUCCAUGCUCGUUCAAGCGCAUCGACCACAGACUCUAUGAUGUCAGACCAAUCAGGCUCAAGUCGUCACAAGUCGACAACAUCAACAUCGACCACAUUGACUCGCUGGACAAACAGCACAGCAUGCACUAUUGACGGAUGGCAACCAUCUAUCUUGGAGAAGGAUUACGCCGCUUGCAACCUGGAAAAAUUCGCCGUCGACCCUUUGCCCGAGAUGGACGAGAGCCGCUUCGCGCGUGACGUCAGUCGUGAAAGACACUCCCGUGCACAAUCCCAUGCCGACGUGCUUCUCGUGAAGUCCAGCUCCGAAACAACUAUGGCUCACCACAACAAGCCCAUGAGAGAGACCGUAGGCUCUCGCCGUCGUGCUAAAACUACGAGCAGAAGUCAUAACCAAGCCCCCGCGCUUGCCCUUUUUCCACCUGUGAUGGAAAAUCGCAUCUAG
Molecule: messenger RNA, 2529 nt
Organism: Neoarthrinium moseri
Lineage: Eukaryota; Fungi; Ascomycota; Sordariomycetes; Amphisphaeriales; Apiosporaceae
Exons: 1
Coding region: 1-2529 (842 amino acids)
Source: RefSeq, a predicted model, not a curated record